This is a messenger RNA of Gadus chalcogrammus (walleye pollock), 3306 nucleotides long. It is a transcript of the gene gys2, whose product is annotated as glycogen synthase 2. The transcript is spliced from 17 exons. Gene Ontology annotation, cellular component: cytoplasm. Gene Ontology annotation, molecular function: alpha-1,4-glucan glucosyltransferase (UDP-glucose donor) activity. Gene Ontology annotation, biological process: glycogen biosynthetic process. Lineage: Eukaryota; Metazoa; Chordata; Actinopteri; Gadiformes; Gadidae. The record is from RefSeq and is a predicted model, not a curated record. Bases 1177 to 3306 code for a protein of 709 amino acids.
UUACAACAGUACAUUAUACAACAUAUAGAUAAACGUGGUUUACAAAAGAGGAACAUUAAAAAAGUUUUGAUCAAAGCUACCGAUUAAACUCCAUUUCAUAUAAAAAAAUAUUUUUUGGUAAGUAACUCAUCACCACACAAGAACGGUACAAAAGGUUUAUUCAUGGGAAAAAAUAACACAAGAUUGUAAAAGAUGGGAUAGGAAUAUCACAAAUCGUGAAGUUAACGACAUUAAUUUGAAAUAUUUGACUUGCAACCCGAAAACUGCUGGACAGGCGGACACGGCUACUUCAUUAGGUCGUGAUUUCCAAAUCUCGCGGGUUGAGGAAAACGGGUAAAAAAGUUAUCGUCCUCGGUCUCGCGAGACUUCCUUGAGACAAGCGGUCGGUUUUCACGGGCAGAAACCGUUUCCCGAAGCGGAGCCCGAACGGAUUGUAGUUGAACGGACUCCGCCGGUCGUUGCAGAGCAGUUGACGCUGCUCGUCGUUCCCUCUCAGGGAGAUGCACGGGUUGUGGUUCUCCGGUAAGAUGUCCGUUAAAUCCGUCCUCUUGGCCACCGUCAGCUCUGAGAAACUGGUCGGUCCGCGACCUGUCGGGAAAACACGAACUUCACUUGAAAACGAUGACUAUUGUCUUCCUGUUCGGCCGAUAUUGGAUUGUUGCCUACAUGACGCCUACAUGACAUACUAACUAAAAAACAUCCAGUGUGGUCCAGCAGCAGGCGGCCUCUGAUAGGCCGGACAAUCCUCCCUGUACACCAACACUGCGCACACUUUCUUUAUGAAUAACCUUACUUAAUAUUGAUGUUAGUUUGUAUUUUGUUUCAGAAACAUAGAAUGGUGUUUCUUCACCAUUAGGCUGAAAUCUGUCAUCAUAGUAUUCUCUUUUUGUAAUCUAGUAAUCUCCUGGUUAAAGGUUAGGGUAUUAGUAUCGCUCCAACAGUUUCAUCAUUUGACACGGGCAGACGGCUAUGAAGUGUUUGUUUGGCCCUGGUGGGAGGGGCCGGCCCCUGACCCCUCAACCAAUCACCUCGCUGCGUCCCAAUUGAAUAGUGGUGAACUCUGGGCCCGCCGCUGUUUGCACAGUGGAACAGCUGUGUUCAAACAGUGACCCGAACACGGUCCGCACGGUCGUUAGGGGAGCCUCGUUAGACAGCAGGACCCUCCGACGCCUCACCAUGCCGCUGGCCCGAUCCUUCUCCAUGACCUCCCUGAGCGGGGUGCUGCCCCAGUGGGACGAGGAGGACCUCCCCGUGGACGACCUGCUGCUCUUCGAGGUCGCCUGGGAGGUCACCAACAAAGUGGGGGGCAUCUACACGGUGAUCCAGACCAAGGCCAAGAUCACGGUGGACGAGUGGGGGGAGAACUACUUCAUGAUGGGGCCGUACUACGAGCACAACUUCCAGACCCAGGUGGAGGCGUGCGAGGCCCCGCUCCCCGCCAUCAGGGGCGCCAUGGACGCGCUCAUCAGCAACGGCUGCCAGGUGUUCUUCGGCCGCUGGCUGAUCGAGGGCAGCCCCUAUGUGCUUCUGUUUGACGUGGGCGGGGCCUCCGGGAACCUGGACCGCUGGAAGGGUGACCUCUGGGACUCCUGCAACAUCGGCCUGCCCUCCCACGACCACGAGGCGGGCGACGCCCUGAUCCUGGGCUCCCUGGUCGCCUGGUUCUUCAAAGAGCUGACGGAUCGCCUUGGCGACGCCCCCAACGUCAUCGCUCACUUCCACGAGUGGCAGGCGGGCGCCGGGCUCAUCCUGUCCCGCGCCCGCAAGAUCCCCAUGGCGACGGUGUUCACUACGCACGCCACCCUGCUGGGGCGCUACCUCUGCGCCGGGAACGUGGACUUUUACAACAACCUGGGCAAGUUUGACAUCGACCGGGAGGCGGGCGAGAGGCAGAUCUACCACCGCUACUGCCUGGAGCGGGCGGCGGUGCACUGCGCCCACAUCUUCACCACUGUGUCCCAGAUCACGGCCGUGGAGGCCCAGCACAUCCUGCAGAGGAAGCCAGACGUGAUCACCCCCAACGGGCUGAACGUGAAGAAGUUCUCCGCCAUGCACGAGUUCCAGAACAUGCACUGCACCAGCAAGGCCCGCAUCCAGGAGUUUGUCAGGGGACACUUCUACGGACAUCUGGACUUCAACCUGGAGAAGACGCUGUACUUCUUCAUCGCCGGCCGUUACGAGUUCUCCAACAAGGGAGCGGAUCUUUUCCUGGAGGCUCUCUCAAGACUCAACUACCUGCUCAGAGUCCAUAAGGAAGAUGUCACCGUUGUGGUGUUCUUCAUCAUGCCCGCUAAAACAAACAACUUCAACGUGGAGUCCCUGAAGGGACAAGCCAUACGCAAACAGCUUUGGGACACGGCCCAAGGCAUGAAGGAGAAGUUUGGGAAGCGUCUGUACGAGGCUCUGCUGAAGGGGGAAAUCCCAGAGAUGAACAACAUCCUGGACCGCGAUGACUUCAGCAUCAUGAAGAGAGCCAUCUAUGCCACUCAGAGACACACACUGCCCCCCGUGACGACUCACAACAUGCUGGACGACGCCACCGACCCCAUCCUGGCCAACGUGAGGCGCAUCGGCCUCUUCAACGCCAGGAGCGACCGCGUCAAGAUCGUGUUCCACCCUGAGUUCCUGUCCUCCACCAGCCCCCUGCUCCCCAUGGACUACGAGGAGUUUGUACGCGGCUGCAACCUCGGAGUGUUCCCGUCCUACUACGAGCCCUGGGGGUACACACCUGGGGAGUGCACUGUGAUGGGGAUCCCCAGUGUGACCACCAACCUGUCGGGGUUCGGCUGCUUCAUGGAGGAACACGUGUCAGACCCAGCAGCAUAUGGUAUCUACGUGGUGGACCGGCGGUUCCGCUCGGCCCAUGAGUCGUGCAGUCAGCUGACUCAGUUCAUGUUCGGCUUCUGCCAGCAGUCGCGGCGCCAGCGCAUCAUCCAGAGGAACCGCGUUGAGCGGCUGUCGGACCUGCUGGACUGGAGGUUCCUGGGCAGGUUCUACGUCCACGCCCGCCUCCUGGCCCUCAGCCGGGCGUUUCCUGACAAGUACGAGAUGGACCCCAUGGCGCCCCCGAAGGCCGAGGGGUUCCGGUACCCGCGGCCCUACUCCGUGCCCCCCUCCCCCUCCGCCUCCCUCCACUCCACCCCCCACCACAGCGACGCCGAGGACGACGACGACGAAGACGAGCCCUACGACGAAGAUGAGGAGGCGGAGCGGGACCGCAUGAACAUCAAGACGCCCUUCGUACUGGGGGGGGUCCCGGGGGGCCGGAGGAGGUCGCAGCUCGUGGAGGACGAGGACGAGGACUAG